AUGGUAGAAAAACUAGGAUUUAGCCAGACCUACAAAGAAUAUGUUAAAGGAGACUGCAAAGAUAAUCCUGCUGCUGCUAGAUUUGCACAGCGUCUGCUGCAUGAAAGUGAAAAUGUCAGAAUAAUAGAUGGAGGAAUGCCUCUUCAUGAGCCCGUGCUUUACAAGAAGCUUGAUGAUCAGUUUUAUAAUGUCCUUCAUGAAAAAUUUGGUGUGGGAGCUGAUGCAGAACACUUGGUAUCCUACCGGCUAACAAAAGAUCAUGUUACCUUUCACAGUACAAUGUACCCCAGAAGAGGCAAUUCCUGCAGUUACCUCAUAGAGUGCCAUUCGCAUGGAAGGGUGGUCUUUGGCAAAGUUGUGUGUUAUAUUUCUUAUCAAAAUAUAGCUUACGCGUUACUACUGAAAUACAACAUUAUAGGUUUAAAUGUAUGCCAAGGGCUUCCCCUA
Porites evermanni is the source of this 447-nucleotide messenger RNA. NCBI's taxonomy places the organism in Eukaryota, Metazoa, Cnidaria, Anthozoa, Scleractinia, Poritidae. The record is from the annotation of a GenBank genome assembly.